AUGCCGGGUAAUUAUUCGGCCCGUUGCGAGCCCGGUCUAGUGGUUCCAGUAUGGAAACCGGAGGAAAACCUCUACCUCUUUGACGUGAUCAUCCGUGGAUUCGUCUACUUUCUCUUGUUGUUGUAUCUGUUCAUCGGCGUGUCGAUAAUCAGCGAUCGUUUCAUGGCGGCGAUCGAGGUGAUCACUUCGAAGGAGAAGGAACUGGUGGUUCGCCGUCAAGGUAAAGAGCCGCAGAUCGUCGUGGUGCGAGUGUGGAACGAGACGGUAGCGAAUUUAACGUUAAUGGCGCUGGGCAGUAGCGCUCCAGAGAUCCUCUUGUCGAUUAUCGAGAUCUGGGCGAAGAACUUCCAGGCCGGAGAAUUGGGGCCUGGCACGAUCGUCGGCUCAGCCGCUUACAACCUCUUCGUCAUCAUCUCUUUGUGCGUGUUCGUGAUACCGAAUGGGGAAACUAGGAAGAUAAAGCAUCUCAGGGUCUUCUUCGUCACCGCCGCGUGGAGCAUCUUCGCUUACGUUUGGCUGUAUGUGAUCCUGGCAGUUUCCAGCCCAGGUGUACUCGAAGUGUGGGAAGGUAUCCUAACAUUCUCCUUCUUCCCGGCCACGGUGCUCACGGCGUACGUGGCCGAUCGGCGUUUGCUGAUCUACAAAUAUCUACACAAAGGCUACAGGAUGAACAAGAGAGGUGUGAUCGUGCAGGCCGAGGCCGGUGACUCGGACGGUGGGGUGGAGCUUGAGAUCAAACCGCAACAGGACAGCUUUCACAGCAUGACGGACGCCGACACGCCCGAAGCGAAGGAAUUCGAACAGACCAGAAGAGAUUACAUCAACACCUUGAGGGAGCUGAGAAAGAAGCAUCCGACCUUGCCGUUGGAGCAAUUGGAAGUGAUGGCUCACGAGGAGGUGCUCGGAAAGGGGCCGAAAAGUAGAGCGUUCUACAGAGUGCAGGCUACCAGGAAGAUGGUCGGCGCGGGAAAUCUGAGCAAAAAGAUCAGCGAAAGGGCGCAGAGCGACCUUAGCGAGGUCAAGGCUGAGCUACAAAGGCAAGAGGCUGAGAGCAUCGACAUCGAGAACGUGAAUGCCAUGAGGAUCUUCUUCGAGCCCGGUCAUUACACCGUGAUGGAGAACGUUGGUACCUUCGAAGUGGGAGUGACCAGAGCAGGCGGUGAUUUAACCAAACCGUGUACCGUCGACUACUGCACCGAGGAUGGCUCUGCCGAGGCUGGUUCCGAUUACAUCAGCGCGAAGGGUACUCUGACUUUCGAUUCGGGCGAGACUAGGAAGACCAUCAAGCUGUCCGUCAUCGACGACGAGUUGUUCGAGGAAGACGAGCACUUCUACGUCAGGUUGAGCAACGCGUCGCAGCCAGCCAUGCUGGUGUCGCCCAGUUUGGCGACCGUAAUGAUCCUCGACGACGAUCACAGUGGCAUAUUCGGAUUCCCUGAAAGGGACAUCGAGCUGGUCGAGAGCGUGGGCCAGUAUCCUCUGCGGAUAGUGAGGUACAGCGGAGCCAGAGGUCGCGUGGUCAUCCCCUAUCGCACCAUCGAGGGAACGGCUAAGCCUGGCAAGCAGUACAUGCACACCGAGGGCUCGCUCACUUUCGAGGACAAUCAGACCGAGAAAGUGGUCAUGAUGUCGAUCAUCGAGGAGGACUCGUAUGAGAAGGACGCGCUGUUUUACGUAGAACUGGGUGAACCGCAGUUGCAAGGAGCCGAGGCAGGGGUCGCAGUAGCGGCGGAAAUGAAGCAGCCAGAUGAACGCACGGCCGAAGAAAAAAUGGCGCUCCUCGGGAAACCGAAGUUGGGCGAGGUGUUCAGGGCGCAGGUACGAAUCAAGGAGUCCAAGGAGUUCAAGAACACCGUGGACAAACUGGUGCAGAGGGCCAACGCUUCCAUACUGCUCGGCACCAGUUCUUGGAAGGAACAAUUCACGGAGGCCCUAACCGUGAGCGGCGGUGACGAGGACGACGGCGAUGGCGGCGAACCAGCUGCGCCAUCUACCCUAGACUACCUAAUGCACGGCGUGACGAUAUUCUGGAAGGUGUUGUUCGCGUUCGUCCCACCGACGGAUAUCGCCGGCGGUUACCUGUGCUUUGUCGUCAGCAUAUUCGGGAUCGGUGUGGUGACGGCGGUAAUCGGAGACGUGGCAUCCUACUUUGGCUGCACCCUGGGCAUCAAGGACUCGGUUACCGCGGUGGUUUUCGUCGCACUUGGCACCAGCAUUCCCGACACGUUCGCGAGCAAGGUGGCCGCCUGCCAGGACAAGUACGCCGACGCGAGCGUGGGGAACGUGACCGGAAGCAACGCGGUGAACGUCUUCCUGGGGAUCGGCAUUGCAUGGAGCAUCGCGGCCAUUUACCAUGCCUGCCAGGGUGAAAAGUUUUCAGUAGAACCGGGCAACUUGGCCUUCUGCGUAACGUUGUUUUGCACGGAAGCCUGCCUGGUAAUCUUGGUUCUACUACUGAGGCGGACGAAGAGCAUUGGCGGCGAACUCGGUGGGCCUUUCGUACCGAAGCUUGUCACGUCGUUGGUCCUUUUUUUCCUCUGGGUGUUCUACCUCAUUAUGUCGAUCCUCGAGGCCUACGGCUAUAUCGAGGGCUUCUAAAAGGAGCCCGUUCAACGGCAAACGUCGGCCUACACCCGCUCCGCGUGUAUCUUAAC
Eufriesea mexicana is the source of this 2654-nucleotide messenger RNA. RefSeq names its product sodium/calcium exchanger 3 (gene Calx). NCBI's taxonomy places the organism in Eukaryota, Metazoa, Arthropoda, Insecta, Hymenoptera, Apidae. Gene Ontology annotation, cellular component: sarcolemma; axon; postsynapse. The transcript has 8 exons. Gene Ontology annotation, biological process: sodium ion transmembrane transport; calcium ion import across plasma membrane; cell communication. The record is from RefSeq and is a predicted model, not a curated record. Gene Ontology annotation, molecular function: calcium:sodium antiporter activity. Bases 1 to 2598 code for a protein of 865 amino acids.